This is a messenger RNA of Diachasma alloeum, 1666 nucleotides long. It is a transcript of the gene NC2beta, whose product is annotated as protein Dr1. Gene Ontology annotation, molecular function: TBP-class protein binding; general transcription initiation factor activity; core promoter sequence-specific DNA binding. The coding region runs from base 228 to 731 and encodes 167 amino acids. Gene Ontology annotation, biological process: RNA polymerase II preinitiation complex assembly; chromatin remodeling; positive regulation of transcription by RNA polymerase II. The record is from RefSeq and is a predicted model, not a curated record. Lineage: Eukaryota; Metazoa; Arthropoda; Insecta; Hymenoptera; Braconidae. The transcript is spliced from 2 exons. Gene Ontology annotation, cellular component: negative cofactor 2 complex.
UCCAACGAAAACACUAUUAGAAACAAUCUGCUCCAAAAAUCGUAUUUAGUCGCCCAUUUGUUGAAUAAAAACCGAAAUUAUAACAAUAAAUCACCCACAGUUGUGAGGACUGAGUGCUGAGAUCAAUAAUUGUUGAUAACUCAUCAAAUUAUGAGAAAGUGUUGGGCAAUUUACUGAAAAUUCCACAUAAACCUAACCUGCCAGUAUUGUCACUUCAACGAUAAACAAUGGCCUCGGCGGCAAUAUCUCCCACUGAGGACGACGAGCUGACCCUUCCACGCGCCUCUAUCAACAAAAUGAUCAAAGAGAUCCUCCCCCACGUCCGAGUGGCCAACGAAUCUCGCGAGCUGAUUCUCAACUGCUGCACCGAGUUCAUCCAUUUGAUUUCAUCUGAAGCAAAUGAAAUAUGCAAUCAGCAGCAGAAGAAGACGAUAAAUGCUGAGCACGUGCUGCAGGCACUCGAGAAAUUGGGAUUUGGGGAUUACAGUGCUGAGGCUGAAAUUGUCUUGAGGGAUUGUAAGGCUGUGGCAGCUAAGAGGAGACGGCAGAGCACUCGUCUCGAGAAUCUUGGGAUACCUGAGGAGGAAUUGUUGAGGCAACAGCAGGAGUUGUUUGCCAAGGCGAGGGAGGAGCAGGCUGUCGCUGAGCAACAGCAGUGGCAGCAGUUGCAGGCUGUUGCUCAGAUGGCUUCGAUGCAGCAGGUUGAUAGCGAGCAGGAGGAUUAUUCGUAGGACUGAGGAGAAUUCAUCAUAAUUUCUGGAGCCAUCCACGUGAUGACAGACAAUUAAUUGUUGCCAACUCAACAAACCUACGCCGGGGGAUUUUCGUCUCAAUUUUUUCUGAAACGAUGGCGAUUAGACUAAAAUUUUGAAAAAUUGACAAUUGAGAAAUAUGCAUAAUUGAGGGGAUUAUGAUUUUUUGAACAUUGCUAGUUUCUGCCCGAAAAGCAAUUUUUUUCAAGCUACCAAAUCGCCCUUUGGCAUACUCAAAGAACGUGAAGAACCCUUCAACAUAACAUUAUCUUCUAGUCGGCAUUUUUUCAUUGAAAAAUUGAGACAACAAUCCCCAGCAUCAGCGGAAAAAAAGGUUUUGAUUGGUGAUGAAUUGAUAACUGUUAAACCAGCUUGGAAAUAUUUAGGAUGAAAAUGUCAAGAGAUUUUUCGUGAAUGAAUAGAUUUUGUACGGAAUAAACUCCUGACAUUUAAGAAACAACUGAUUCAAUAUUGAUUCGUAUUCAUUGUAAACCAUCUUGUGGAGACAUAUCACGUACAAAAUGACAGGAAACUUUCGAAAUCUCUGGUCAUUUUCACUCAAAAGUAAUAAUGCCACAGCAGCCACGACCGUGAUAAACCCUGUUUUCAUGGCUCAGUAAUUACGAUAAAUUUGUGAAUAGAAUAUUUAACUUCGGUUCAAUUACGAUUAAUUGUAGUUUAGAUUUUUAUCAAUUCGAGUUAUGUACAAUUAAUUGUGAAUGUACCUGUUUUUUCCGUUAUCUCUGCUGAUUCGAUAGGAAAAACUAAGGCAUCAGUCUCCCGUAUUCUAGGGACAAGUGGCUCUUUUUCAAACCUUCAAUUACUUUUGAUACAUAGUGAUACCUGAAAAGGGAAUUGAUUUGUAGUUUAGAGAAUGAAACAGAGUGUCAAUAAACUUGAUUAAUAUUAUUAUA